AUGUCUUUGUUAAAGCCAGAGGAGCAGCUAGUCCUUGAGCUCAGCUGCCCGAUCUGCCUCCAGCUCUACUCUGAUCCAGUAGUGCUCCCCUGUGGCCACAACUACUGCCGAGCUUGCAUCCGCAUGACUGCUGACCCCACAGACAAGAGUGGGAUACUUCCACGGUGCCCAGAGUGUCGUGAGGAGUAUCAGGGUAUGGAUUCCCUCCAGAGAAACUUCAAACUCUCCAACAUCAUUGAAGGUUACCGAGCAUCCGCACCACAUCUGGACAGGCAGUCGGAGACAGAUUUAGAGGAGACGGUUUUCUGCGACCACUGCAUAGAUGAGCAGUCCCUGGCCGAGAAGACGUGUCUGAAGUGUGAGGUGUCAUUGUGCUCCAGGCACCUUCAGAAACACCAGGAGAAAGAGUCCUUCAGGGCUCACACUGUGGUGGAGCCACUGAACCAGCUGGGCAUGAAGGGCUGUGCCAUCCAUCGCCGGCCACUUGAGUACUUUUGUUCCACUGACAUGACCUUACUGUGCACCACAUGCUUUGCAGAAGGCCAGCACCACAACCAUGACGUUCUGACCUUCUGUGCGGCCGAAGAGGAGAUGAGACGAGCGCUGGAGAGUCGCAGUAAGGUGGUUUCCAGCCGACUGCAGAUGACAGAGAGUCUAUUACAGCAGACAACAGAGGAGCAGGGAGCUUCUGAAGCUAUUGGGGACAAACUGGUCAACAAGGCUGUCACAGUCAUGGACAGUAUGGCUGCACUAGUGGACAGGCACAGGGAUCGUCUGGGUAUGCUGUUGGAGGAGGAGAGAGGGCAACGCAGAAAAAGCUGGCAGCUUGGAGUGAAUGUACUGGAAGAGCAACAGCAGCAGCUGCUGGAGGCCCAGAGGAGUGCCGCAGAGGCCCUCAGUGAGACAGACACAUGCCUCUUUAUACACAGGUUCAUGCUGAUCGAACAAAGGCUGAGAAAAGUGGUCACAGGGACCGUGGCUGCCAAAAUCCCCUCAAAGGCUCCACUCAACACCAAGCGUCUUCAGGCAGGCCUCAAAACCCAAGACUUCAAAUCAGAAAUGACUCGCCUCCUAGAGUCUCUUCACAUGCUCCUAAACCCUCUAGAGCUCACAUUCAACAUCUGCACUGCCCACCCCAGCUUGUUGGUGUCCAAUGACCUGCACACCGUCAAGUACAGCUCCACCAAGCAGCCAUACAUGGAGCACGCAGAGCGCUUUACGAGUGCACCUCAGAUCCUGUGCAGCCAGGGUUUCUCAGGUGGUGUGCACAUAUGGGUGGUAGAAGUAGGGGCCAACAGCAUGUGGUCCUUAGGUGUGUGCUACAAGAGCAUCCUUCGCCGUGGUGACCACAGUCGUCUAGGUCACAACUCCGUGUCCUGGAGGUUGCAGUGGAAGAACAGCAAGCUGACAGUGUGUCAGUCCUCCAGUAAUGUGGUCCUGAGGGAAACGACCGGUCAUCCCAUCAAGAUUGAGAUAGCGCUGGAUUAUGAAGGGGGGACGUUAACGUUCCACAGCAUCAAGGAGUACAGGGAGCAUCUCCACACCUUCAGAGCUGUGUUUAGGGAGCCGGUUUACCCAGCGUUCAGUAUUCAUUCAAACACAGCAGACUCCUGGAUCACACUGCACAGUGAGAUGUGAGCAACUCCUACUGUUUGUUAUCUCCUAUAGAACCUAAAACUUUGCUUUGUUUUUGAACUUUUGUAUUUCCAGUGCAUUCAAGUGCAAUGCCAUUCUAAAGAAGUAGCUUGGAAAUGUAAUGUUGUGUAGCUGUUCACUGCCACAGGUAACACAAUCACAACAAUUUUAGGAAAUAAUCAUUCAGAAUAUUU
Acanthochromis polyacanthus (spiny chromis) is the source of this 1829-nucleotide messenger RNA. RefSeq names its product E3 ubiquitin/ISG15 ligase TRIM25-like. The coding region runs from base 1 to 1638 and encodes 545 amino acids. Lineage: Eukaryota; Metazoa; Chordata; Actinopteri; Pomacentridae. Gene Ontology annotation, molecular function: zinc ion binding; protein binding. The record is from RefSeq and is a predicted model, not a curated record. The transcript has 4 exons.